UAAGAGUCUGUGUUUGGAGAAGGACAACAGUAAAGAUGUCUGCUCCUGUAGUACGUGCUACAGUGAGAGCCGUAACUAAAAGAAAAUUAUUACCCACUAGAGCCGCGUUAACAUUGACACCUUCAGCUGUUAACAAAAUUAAACAACUCCUUCAGAACAAACCUGGAUAUAUUGGACUGAAAGUGGGUGUUCGUACCAGAGGAUGUAAUGGUCUGUCUUAUACUUUGGAGUACACAAAGGAAAAGGCACAGGCGGAUGAAGAAGUACUUCAAGAUGGUGUUAGAGUUCUCAUUGAGAAAAAGGCCCAGCUGACACUGUUGGGAACAGAAAUGGACUAUGUCGAAAACAAAUUAUCCAGCGAAUUCAUUUUUAAUAACCCAAAUAUCAAAGGGACCUGUGGUUGUGGAGAAAGCUUUAAUAUUUAAAUUUUGUUUCAUAGCUUAAGGUGUAAAGAAUUCUGCACAUCUCUACAUUAUUUUGUACAUUUCGGAAGUAUUUCUACUCUAACUAUAUGCGUCUUUUGGUACCUUUUUCCUGUGCAUCUGUGAAGUCUACAAGAAGUAACUUAAACAAUAAAUUGAAUGAGCACUAAUUAGAACCUAUAGUGUGUACAUGCAACUAUAAAUAUGCAGUAAUACUUACAGGCCCACAUAGUUAUGUUAUUUAAUCUUGGAUUUAAGUUUGAGGUAGUGUAAAAAUGUUUCUCUAUAACAGAAUAGUGUUAGAUUUGAUUUAUUUUGAAUAAAAAAACGCAAUUUUUAAAAUUUCACAUCAUAAGUUAGGAAAUACUCUAGACUUGUAAUACACAGCAUGUCCGUGAUAUAAUUGACCUGUAAAAGUUAGUAUAUUUGGAUAAUAUAGCAGAUUAUUCAUAAGCAAUAUAUUGCUUAUCAUUCAAUAUUUCAAUUAAUAAGCCUGUGUAGUCUACAAAUCAAUGAAAAUGUUUUGAAUUUGUCAAUUAAUGCUAUGUAUAGCAUACAUUUAGAAUAUAAGUGGCUGUUAAAUACACACAGAAUCCAUCUCUAUUUAAUUUUUUUUGUUUUCUUUCCAGAUUUUGCCUCAUAAUUCAGUCAUUUUAUUAUUACAGUAAGGUAUUAUUUAGAAUAAAAGUUAUUAGAGUUCUUAAGAGUAAUUCUUAUCUGAAAACAUAAAUGGUGAGACGUGAGUCAAUAUGAUCAAAAUUGUUUCAGGAAAUUUAAACCUUAAAUAUAUAUAAAAGACAAACAAUCUGAAUUAUAUAUACAUUAAUCUUCUGUUCUAUAGAUGAAACAGCUAAUACUUAAUAUUUAGUCCUUUCAACAGACCUCUGAUAAGUUCCUUGUUUUCAUUCUCUGUGAGAGUGGUAGAAUCUAACAAUCUGCAGAUUUUACAUUUUUAGAAGAAUGCCAAUAUUUGUCAUCUUUUUUUCCUGCAUCCUUUUUUUUUUUUUCCCUUCUGUACACCUGAGCUGGCUGGUUUGGCUGAGAGGUACAAUAAAUAGAGAUUACUUCAUUCUUAGAUACUGCUUAUUUUUGUUAGACGCUGAUGACGCACAAUAUGUAAGUGAAAGUUGGUUUUGAUUAAUGAAAACAAAAAGGUAGUUGAUAACUGCUGUUUUUAUUUUCUUUCAUUACAUCGAUACCUUUUAUGUUAUUACUAAGUAAAGACUUGCUAUACAUUUGACAUACAUUUACUAAAACGUACUGCAGUUAUUUAUGCAGGUGUUCCUCAUGAUGACAGAGACCUCUUUUAUUUCUAUAGGACUUAAAGUAGCACUAAAUAUGACACUUUACUAUGUUUUGCAUUUAAUAAAACUUGAACAUGGUGAAAUGCGCAUCUGUUUUUAAAAUAAAAAUUGAGGAGAGCCCAGGAUACUUAUUGCACUGUGAUUGUUACAGUCAUGAAAAUUUAAUUAUGACCUUUGUAAAAUAUAAAUAUUUUAAUUGAACAUGUACCUACUAAGGGGCAACACCAUUUGUUCCCUGUAGGUCAAUAUAGAUUGCAUUAAAUAGAUUAUUAAUAAAUUGUUGGACAACUAAUAAUUAAAUUUAUAGUUUAGCCAAAACCCUUAACAGUUUCAAAUGGGAGUUGAUUUUAAACCUUUAUACUGAAAAUGUAUGAUUUAUUUUAUUAAUUCCAAACAUUUACUGUUAAAGGGAAAAAGAUAUGCAACAUGGAAAAAUACAUUUAAAAUGCAAUGUAUCAGAGAUCAGUAACUGAAGACUCCCAUGACAAGUUGUAGGGUGUGGCCUUGGAUACUCACAGUAGUGUAUUGGGUACAAAAAUUUGGGGAAACAGUUUACUUUGAAUUUUAUUUUCUGAUAUGACAAACUCAGAAGUAUGGAAAUAUUUUAUUGUUAAUCAUAAACUAGCAUGCACUACUUUCUCAUUGACCCCAAAUUUUUUUUUUUUUUUUCCUCAGUGAAUUGCUGUAAACAUGACAAAAAAUGUUUAUUUUUUGCUUUUGAAAACCAGUAUAAAUAAUGCAUCUUAUAAGUAUUGUAAUACUGGGCACUGCUGUCCCAAGUAAGUGUGUGUUUUCUGUUGAGGUUGGGUAAUUUUCUUUGACUUGGCUUUAUUAUUGAAUUUUAAGUGCCAGCCAUGUCACUGACCUGAAAGUAUGUCUGACCAGGUGUAGUUCAUACCAAAUGUGACAAUAUAUAGUAAGAUUUAGUUGAAAUCUGUAAAAUGUAAAAAAAAAAAAAAAAUCCUAUUUUAAAGCUGGCAAAUACAAGAUAUGCUACAAUGUGAAAUGAAUUUAGACUGAAAUUCUACGCACAAUACCUGUUCUGUUUUCAAAGUGUGGGUGAGGCUGAUAUGUCAUUGAAUUGUUAAAUGAGUGUACCAGUACUGUAUGUAAACAUUAUGACACAUGCCUGGUUGUCCGAAUUGUGCUGUGUAUGUUAUGUACAAAUAUGUCAUCUUUGACAAUAAAAAGAUAUAAAUAUUCUGAA
Molecule: messenger RNA, 2933 nt
Organism: Polypterus senegalus (gray bichir)
Lineage: Eukaryota; Metazoa; Chordata; Cladistia; Polypteriformes; Polypteridae
Gene: isca1
Product: iron-sulfur cluster assembly 1
Exons: 4
Coding region: 36-425 (129 amino acids)
Biological process (GO): iron-sulfur cluster assembly
Cellular component (GO): cytoplasm; mitochondrion
Molecular function (GO): 2 iron, 2 sulfur cluster binding
Source: RefSeq, a predicted model, not a curated record